This is a messenger RNA of Pygoscelis adeliae (Adelie penguin), 3431 nucleotides long. It is a transcript of the gene DCAF12, whose product is annotated as DDB1 and CUL4 associated factor 12. Lineage: Eukaryota; Metazoa; Chordata; Aves; Sphenisciformes; Spheniscidae. The transcript is spliced from 9 exons. Bases 1 to 1302 code for a protein of 433 amino acids. The record is from RefSeq and is a predicted model, not a curated record. Gene Ontology annotation, molecular function: protein binding. Gene Ontology annotation, cellular component: Cul4-RING E3 ubiquitin ligase complex.
AUGGAAGCUCAGUAUGGGUGGGAUCACUCAGUUCACAAAAGGAAAAGGCUCCCCCCGGUGAAAAGGUCUCUGGUGUACUACCUGAAAGGCAGAGAGGUCAGGAUGCAGAACGAGUCCAGCUAUCACCGCUUGUUGCACGGAUAUGCAGCCCAGCAGCUUCCCAGCCUCCUGAAGGAGAGAGAAUUUCACCUCGGAACCCUUAAUAAAGUGUUUGCCUCCCAGUGGCUGAACCACCGACAAGUGGUGUGUGGGACAAAAUGCAACACAUUAUUUGUAGUAGAUGUCCAGACUGGUCAAAUUACCAAGAUUCCUAUUCUGAAAGAUCGUGAACCCGGCAUGGUCAACCAGCAGGGAUGUGGUAUUCAUGCCAUUGAGCUCAACCCCUCGAGGACCCUUCUGGCCACAGGUGGAGACAACCCCAACAGUCUUGCAAUUUACCGCCUGCCUACACUCGAUCCUGUCUGUGUGGGAGAUGAUGGACAUAAGGAUUGGAUAUUUUCAAUUGCGUGGAUCAGUGAUACUAUGGCUGUUUCUGGUUCCCGGGAUGGUUCGAUGGGUCUCUGGGAAGUCACAGAGGAUGUGUUGUCCAAAAGCGAUGCCAGGCAUAAUCUCUCUCAAGUUCCUGUCUAUGCCCACAUAACACACAGGGCUCUGAAGGAUAUCCCCAAAGAGAACACCAAUCCUGACAACUGCAAAGUCCGAGCAUUGGCUUUCAACAAUAAGAACAAGGAGUUGGGAGCUGUGUCUCUAGAUGGGUAUUUUCAUCUUUGGAAAGCAGAGCACACGCUAUCGAAGUUACUUUCCACAAAAUUGCCAUACUGCAGGGAGAACGUGUGUUUGGCUUAUGGUCAGGAGUGGUCAGUGUAUGCAGUAGGAUCACAGGCACAUGUCUCCUUUCUGGAUCCCAGGCAGCCUUCUCACAAUGUUAAAUCCGUCUGUUCCAAAGAACGAGGCAGUGGUAUUCGAUCGGUGAGCUUCUACGAGCACAUCAUCACAGUGGGAACGGGGCAAGGUUCCUUAUUGUUUUACGAUAUCAGAGCCCAGAGGUUCCUGGAUGAAAAGCCCCCACGUGCCUGCUAUGGACAGAAGCAGAAAUUAGGAGGAAGUGAAAUUUUGAAGUUGACUACUGGGAAAGGCUGGCUGAAUCAUGAUGAAACGUGGAGGAAUUAUUUUUCUGACAUAAAUUUCUUCCCAAAUGCUGUUUACACCCACUGCUACGACUCGUCUGGAACGAAACUCUUUGUGGCAGGAGGCCCCCUUCCAUCAGGACUUCAUGGGAAUUACGCUGGUCUCUGGAGCUAAUGAUAACUCUUUAUAAAUGCUGAUCUUUACACAGAUUUCCACUUUUCUUUUUCUUUUUUUAACAACAGAAUUGUGUGAUGCCAUUGAUUUCUGAUUUAAAUGCAAGUUAUUUUUUGGCAGAGUUUUCUGUUGGUCUCCAACAGUUUUGUACAUCUUUUUGAACCAGUUUUUUGCUUUAACCUCCUUGAUCCUUUAUAUGAAGGGUUUUUGAAAUCCCUGUUUAUUGUAUUUACUCCAAAUGACUCUUCCCCCACAUUUAGGCUAUCUUGGCCAUUGUGCCCCCUCCCCUACUUUGCUGUGAGGUAGGAUUCCUUUCUUAUAGAGUGGUUGCUUCUGGGCUUUCUGUGAAAGUCUAGGGGCUGCGUGUGUGCAGGUACUUUGUGUCAGUUACAUUACCUGGAGUGAGGACUACUUGUAAUUAAAAAAUAUUAAAAAUAUUUAUAAGAGAUAAGCUACUACUUUAUCUGCAGAGCCUGGUCCUGGCCUGGGUUGAUCUUAUUUUUUAAAAGUACAAGUCUAAUGACACUGUUUAUACGUAGAGGAAUAUGUUAAUUUUAAGCUGUACUCAUUGGAGCCCAGGGACGGAUUUCCCAGGGUUGUUGCCCAUCGAGCCCAAACUGCAGACAUGCAGGAGUUCUCAAAAGUGCAUUUGUAUUUGAAUUGUAGUUUUCAGCAGUGCCAGGAGCAAAAAUUGAUCUUCUGUUCCUUCUCUGCCUGUCCCAGGUGUCAGCUUCCACAACUGGAGUUUGCGUAGGCUGUUAUUGCAAGGUGACAUUACACUGAGGGCCUGCAGAGGUGCUGAGAGGAAAUGGGGGCUAAGGACAUGAGUGUUCUUGUCAUUCAAAAUGAACUAAAUCUAUCCAUUUUCUAGAUGAGCCAAGGUUCCUGAGUAUGCCGCUGCGGCAGCUCAUGGGCUCUUCAUAAACUGCCUGAAACCCAGGACCUUUUUUGUCCCAGGUCGUGGAAACUUUUCUGUUUUAGCUGUUCUGGUUGGCCAUCUCCUCUAAUAAACCAAUUGAAUGAAUAAACUCUGUUUUUUCCUCCAAGGUUAAAGAGCGCAUCUCGGACUUAACUAAUGCAAGCUAGAAACGUUCCACAUAGCAAGAUAACUUGCUGUUAGCUCACAUUGCACUAGCAUCUGCUGUCAUCCUGCUUGCUAUAGGAGAGGCUCAGUCUUUCCCCAAAUCCCCUGCUGCCUUCUGCAUUCAGACUCCCUCAAACUUCAUGUGGGACUGGGUGGGGAGAAUAGGUCCAAUGCCCUUCAGGUCCAGUUGUGAAGCCUGUGCAUUCCAGGGCGAUGGUCUUGCCUAAUACUCAGCUAAAACGGCAGUACUCUAGGAUGCUCCUCCUCGCCUUUUGGCAGGCACCAAACUUGGCUUGUUACUGAUGCCUCUGUCCUCAGCUGGGAUGAAUGCCUUGCCCCCUGCCCCUGUCACAGGUGGAGCAGAGUGUGCCUGUACCUCACUGCUCUGGUGCCAAAUGGGCAGUUGGUUGAAGCCGAGAAGAAACACAAUGCUGGGACAUGCUCUGUUCUCCUGUCUCUGCUGGAGAUCACAGCCACCACUGCAAAGUAGCUCUAGUCCCUUACGCAGUUCCUGCCAGGCUGCCUAAAGCUAGUCUGCAUGUGUCCUUGAGGUCCCUCUUGUCUUUGUAUUCAGUAUCCUCAGCGGUGAUGCCAAGCAGUGAGCCUUAGGCUUAAUUUCCAUUAGGUGGUGGAGACUUGGAUGGAAAUCUCGCAAGGAAUGCAGUUCCCUCCCAUCCGGGUGGAAAUCCUGGGAAGAGAAGAGCUCUCCCAGAUGUGCACCUGUCCCGGAAGUAUAAUCUACUCGCACUGAGCACUGACAUGGGUGCUUCACGAACAGAUCUUCUUGCAGCGUUUCAUAAUUCUACUUUCCUUCUGGGUUGGUUGCUUAAACGGAAUCAGUUCAUAGCGCUGCGUGUGUGGCUAUUCAGGCUUUUCUCUGAAAAGGGGCAAAUUAUAUACCAUGAGGUAGCGAAGGAGCUCUCAAAUUUUAUUUAGAGUUAUUCAUUGUUUUUUAAAGAUGUUGUAAUGGUGCCUGUGUUGUAUGUUGCCAUCACAGAACUGCUUUGGUUAUUUUAGGGGUUUUGAAAAGUGGAAGUAUACAGAG